AUGAACAGUAAAAAGGAUUUGGAGACUAUAUUCAAUAGAAAAUGUUAUGAGGAAGUAAAGAAGUUUUCUUCAGUCUUAUAUCUAAAUUCUCCAGCAGCAUAUGACAUUGUAAAAGAAAUAUUUAUGCUUCCAAAUACUUCUGUUAUCAAAUCAAGGCUCCAAGUGGAAGAUUUCUGGCCAGGUUUUACCAAAGAGGCUCUAACGGUUUUAAGCUGUCAUGUUUGUAGAACUCCACGAGAAAAAUUGUGCUGUGUGAUGUUUGAUUUUUGUGUGGUUGGCUCCAGAAAUUCUGUUAAAGUGGCAAAGCUUCUUGGUUGCAGUGUUCGUCCAGAUAUAUCUAAUGAGAUAAUUACCACUUUCCCUCACCCUCAUAAUCAAGAAAAAAAAAUUCAUUUUAUCUUUUCUGUUGGUCAUACUCUUCCUCUUUUAAGAAAUCUUCUCGCUGAUAAAGGAACCCUUCAGAGUUCUGUGUAUGGGGAAAUUAAGUGGAAGCUGAUAAAACAGCUGACUUGUCCUUCAAACAUAGUGGAGCUAGAUUCAUCCACUGGGAGCCAAAAUCACAUAAAAUUUUAUAAUCUUGUAAAAAUAAUAAAGAAGUGUGGCUCAGUAUUUAACUCUACAGUUGUAGCAGCUUUACUGCUUGCUGAUACUUUGAAGUUUAAGAAUUUUGCUAAUCACCGAAAUACUUCAAAUUUUAUUGCAGAUGUUAAACGAACAUUUGACUUGCUAAAUGCAAGAAAUCCUAUUUCUUCAGAAGACAGACCUCCUAUUCAUUGGACUACCUUGCAGGAACAAGUGGAGUCUCUGUUGAAUCUAACUGACAGAUUACUUGAUCUUGAAUUGACAUCAGGAAGGCGGGUUGUUGAAGAUUGUCGAUGGAUGUCAGUUGCUUUACUUGCUUUUACUCUGAAAAGUGUUUCCCAGUUAGCUUCGGAAUUGUUGAAAGAAAAGACAAUUUUGUAUUUUAAUACUUAUCGCAUCAGUUUGGAUCAUUCUGAAAUGGUAAUAAACCAUCUUCAGAGACAUGAUUGUUGGAGUGAUAUACCUACCCCGUCCAUUUUUAGAAAAGCAUAUAAAAACCUUUUUACUAAGACACAAGGGAGUUCUUUUUAUCAUUAUGACUUUGAUGGUGAGGAUUUUACUGUUGGACAAGGAGAUAUAUAUUUAUUCAGAAAUUAUUUUCGCUUAGAUCAUGUUCUUAUUGGUAACUGUGUCAUGCAUUCCUGUAGCCUAAUUGAUUUAAGAGCUGAAGAAGAGUACAGAGCAAAUUGCAUUCUGGAAGUGGUAGUCCAAACGGCUUAUCAUGUCCAGAUUGUAUGGUAUAUUGUUAGUGACAGUAUACAUAAAAUGCAGACAAAGAAGAAGAAAAAGGAUGGCAGGGUUUUUAUGAAAGACAGAGAUAAUAGCAAAGAUUCAUAUGGUUUAUAUUUGUUGCAUUUGAAAAAUACUUAUUUGAUGUCUAGAGGCUGGAAAAAGGAACAAGAUCUUGGUAAUGUAGGAAUAUGUGAGUCGUAG
Messenger RNA from Macrobrachium nipponense, 1515 nucleotides. RefSeq lists its product as uncharacterized. The coding region runs from base 1 to 1515 and encodes 504 amino acids. NCBI's taxonomy places the organism in Eukaryota, Metazoa, Arthropoda, Malacostraca, Decapoda, Palaemonidae. The record is from RefSeq and is a predicted model, not a curated record. The transcript is spliced from 7 exons.